CCAGCUGUCACUUGCGGGCACUUCACCUCGACCGAUAGCUUCUCGCAUCGACUUCUGCGGCAUAGAAUGACCAAGAACACCAUGGCUCCUCGGCCAAUUGCCAAUCCCGACCUCCCCAAGCCGCCUUCGGGCAAGUAUCCAGCCAAGGCUCACGCGAGAAGGGUUGCAAAAUAUAUCGCUGAGCAUGGCGGGCCAAGCAGCGGUAUCAUCUAUCUGGAGGGGCAGAGCACUAAAAUGACAGAGGACGACGAUCAAGCGAGCCACUUCAGGCAACGACGACAUUUUUACUACCUUACCGGAUGCGACUUGCCAGACUGUUUCUUCGCCUAUGAUAUCGCGUCUGAUACUUCAACACUAUGGAUCCCGCCUGUCGACCCAGAAUAUGUCAUGUGGGCAGGCAUGCCACUUCUACCCAAGGAAGCACUCGAACGAUACGACAUCGAUCAUGUGUCAACUACAGAUGAUCUCAAGUCAGGAAAGUCUUUGGUUGAUAUGCUAUCGAAGCAGAAGCCUGUUAUUCUGGCGAUCGAAGACCGAGCAGAUUUGGCCAUCUUCGACACUCCUGCUAUCAAGAAUUUCCAGCCUGAGAUUAACCUCGCCUCGCUCCGGGAGGCAAUUGAGGAAUGUAGAGUCGUCAAGGAUGAGCAUGAGAUCGCCAUGAUCAGGCAUGCUAACAUUGUAUCCUCAUAUGCCCAUGAGCAGGUUCUGUCAUCCGUCCCACGCGCCUCCAACGAGCGCGAACUCAACGCCGUCUUCGUCAUGCACUGCCACGCCAAUGGCUGCAAAGAGAUGGCCUACGGCUGCAUUUGUGCUUCUGGAACAGCAGGAAGCACUCUUCACUACGUCCACAACGAUCAACCCCUCGAAGGCAAGGACAAUAUUUUGCUCGACGCCGGAGCAGAAUACAACUGCUAUUGCGCCGACAUCACUCGCACCUUCCCCAUUACCAAAGAUGGCAGAUUUACAAAAGAGAGCAAAGAGAUCUAUGAUCUCGUCUUGCUGAUGCAAAGCGAGGCUUUCAAGCUCAUUCGACCUGGUGCCAUGUGGGAGGAUUGUCACAUGAAAGCUCACACGACCGGCGCUUUAGGAUUGCAAAAGUUGGGUAUCUUCAAUAAAGACCUCACAUUGGAACAAAUCAUGUCCUCACACAUUAUGACGCGAUUCUUCCCUCAUGGUUUGGGACACUACCUUGGUAUGGACACACACGAUACGGGAGGCCACGCGAACUACGAUGACCCAGAUCCUUACUUUGCUUAUCUACGUAAGCGUGGCCCGUUGCCUGUCGGCGCUGUUAUCACGAAUGAGCCUGGGAUAUACUUCCGCGAGUUUCCAUUGAGGCAAGAGUUGAAGGACGGGAAGUGGGAUGGCAUUGUGGAGCAAGAAGUCCUGGACAGAUACUGGAGGGUGGGAGGUGUGAGGAUCGAGGACGAUGUGGUCAUUACAGAAGACGGAUAUGAGAAUCUGACCACGGUCAGCAGUGACUGGCAGACUGUUGAGGGCAUGGUGCAGAGGGGACUGGCGAACGGAGCUCUGCAUUAGCGCGGUGUUUUGCAUGAGUGAGAAUUGAAUUUGAUGAGUUCACAGGAACAGGCACUGCGGUCUCUCGCUUGCGUGGCGCUUCACUUCACAAUUCACUGCCGUGUCUGAUUGGGGCAGACUAGAGCCGCGGUAUGGUUUGUUUGCUAUGAUGCAAGAUGUGAAACUGUCUACGGUGUCUUACAUUGAGGAGUGAAGUGAAAGUCUCACUUCUUCGAUCAGGCAUUAAAACUCCAUGCCCCAUCCAAUCGCUCUCCUUUUCCGCUUCUUCAUUCAAGAACCGCUCAGCUUUAGCAGAAUUUCAACAUUGAAGGGUCCACACAGC
This is a messenger RNA of Cercospora beticola, 1861 nucleotides long. RefSeq names its product aminopeptidase P family protein. The record is from RefSeq and is a predicted model, not a curated record. Gene Ontology annotation, molecular function: metalloaminopeptidase activity; manganese ion binding. NCBI's taxonomy places the organism in Eukaryota, Fungi, Ascomycota, Dothideomycetes, Mycosphaerellales, Mycosphaerellaceae. Gene Ontology annotation, biological process: proteolysis.